AUGCCGAGGCAGAACAACGGCUUGGGUAUGGACCUGCUGAUCCCUGGCAAAAUCAGAAAGCGAGGGUGCUCGUCGUCAGCUUCUUCGUCGUCUUCGAUCAUCCAAAACUACAGAUUCAAGAGGGCGAUACUGGUGGGCAAGAGGGGCCGAUCCAGUACGCCCGUGCCCACAUGGAAGCUCAUGAGCUCCAGGUCACCUACCGCGUCGGCAUUGCGCGCCAUGGACUCCCCCAACUACGCCGCCUCCUCCCAGAACGGCGCCGGCAGGUCCAAGCAGCAAGCGCCAGUGUCUGCCAGGAAGCUCGCCGCCACGCUCUGGGAAAUGAACGACAUGCCGUCUCCGAGAGUGAGGGAAGGGUCGUCGGACGAGAGGAGGUUGAGGAAGAUGGAGAUUAUGAAUAGUAAGGCCAGAGAGAGAGAAAGGAUCGCGAGAUCGGCGCACUCGGGUUCUCUGCCUCCCCAUCUCUCCGAUCCGUCUCAUAGUCCUGUUUCCGAGAGGACGGACAGAUCUGGAACUGGUAGUUUCCAUCGAAGGACGCCCUCCAUUUCACAGAGGCUCAGGCUCACAGACCACCAUGCUGGAAUGUUGGAUUCUCAUCGCAAUGGCAGCUUAAUGGAGGUUGAGACUAGAUCUAGAGCCCAGACUCCUACUGCUUCCACUGUUGGAGUCAAGACUCAUUUGAAGGAUGUUAGCAAUGCUUUGACCACGUCUAAAGAGCUACUGAAAAUUAUCAACCGCAUUUGGGGUAAUGAAGAUCGGCCUUCCUCAAGCAUGGCCCUCAUCUCAGCCUUACAUGCUGAGCUGGAGAGGGCUCGUUUACAGGUCAAUCAGCUUAUCCAAGAACAACGCGCAGACCAGAAUGAGAUCAAUUAUCUCAUGAAGUGUUUUGCUGAAGAAAAGGCAGCUUGGAAAAGCAAAGAGCACAAAGUUGUUGAGGCUGCUAUUGAGGCUGUUGCAGGUGAACUUGAGGUAGAGCGGAAACUGAGAAGAAGGUCUGAAAGCUUGAAUAAGAAACUUGGGAAAGAACUGGCAGAGACAAAAGCCUCUCUUGUUAAGGCGGUGAAAGAACUUGAGAGUGAGAAGAGAACUAGAGAGAUAAUGGAACAAGUAUGUGAUGAAUUAGCCAGGGACAUUGAUGAAGAUAAAUCUGAAGCAGAGGAAGUGAAGAGGGAGUCUUCAAAAGUUCGGGAAGAUGUUGAGAAGGAAAGGGAGAUGAUGCAGUUUGCAGACGUAUUGCGUGAAGAGAGAGCUCAAGUGAAACUCUCAGAGGCAAAACAUCAGCUUGAGGAGAAGAAUGCAGCUGUUGAUAUAUUGAGGAGUCAACUUGAAGCUUUUAUGGGAAGUAAGAGAACCAAAGAAAAGGGACGUGGUUCUUCUCAUCUGAAUGAUGAAGAAAUUUCCGCGUAUCUAAGCAGAGCUCAUCUUGGUUCCCAUCAGGAUGAUGAAAAAGAUGAGGAUGGAGGAGAAGUUGAAGAUGGAAUAGAAUGUGAAGAGGAUUCUGCUGAAAGUGAUCUUCAUUCCAUAGAGUUAAGCAUGGGCAACAACAACAGAAGCUACAACUUGAUUCAUGCUUCUGGAGCUGCUCGUGAUCCAAGGUGGGCUCCAUUUGAUGUCGAAGAAAUCAAAGGGAGGAAGUCUACAUCUGGGAAGCCACCAAGAAGAAGCACUUCUUUGCAAAGAAGCGUAUCAGAUGGAGUGGAAUGGGGUAUGCAAGCUGAAAAGCUCCAAAAUUCAGGAGAUGGGAUAGAUUGGGAGAGAUUUCCUGAACUGGAGAGGCAAAGACAAGAGCAAGGAAAAGGUCGUGGAGAUGAAAUGCAAGGGUAUAAAUCAUCAAAGGGUCUUAGGGACCAAAUGUUGUCUGGUUCUAGGCUUGGACCGGCUAGAGUUCAUGCUAGUCCAACACGGCAAUGGGGCCAGCCAUGGCCUUCACGGGAUCCUACCGGUACAUUUCAAGAUAGGCCUCCCAGUGCGCAAGGCAAUGGUUCAAAGUCUAGGCUAGGGGAAGCUAGAGGCGAAGGCCAGAAUGGCAGAAGGUCAAAACGGUGAAAAUUUCUCUUUUUGCCAAUGCCUUGCCAUAGUCAGAGCCUUUUGUUUUGGCACGGUGGUUUUGUAAUAGCCCAGGCUGGUGGAAAACGAUUUGGCUCAUCGAUGCUUUUGGCUUGUGAUCACCAGGUGCUGCUAAGUCGCAGCAAUCUCUGCUCAUUUUGUGCUAGACCAUUCUCUCUUGAAAUGCUUGUGUUGGAGAUUUUUCGAAGAAAGCUGUGAUAAUCUAGCGAGCUUGUACUGUACAAAAGCUUCUAGUAUGUAUCAUGCUUGUCUCAAUUUAUACUAGAAAUAUUAUAUAUUUGCUUUUGUUUUUUUUCCCCUU
Molecule: messenger RNA, 2368 nt
Organism: Prunus dulcis (almond)
Lineage: Eukaryota; Viridiplantae; Streptophyta; Magnoliopsida; Rosales; Rosaceae
Exons: 3
Coding region: 1-2046 (681 amino acids)
Source: RefSeq, a predicted model, not a curated record